Molecule: messenger RNA, 1968 nt
Organism: Ziziphus jujuba (common jujube)
Lineage: Eukaryota; Viridiplantae; Streptophyta; Magnoliopsida; Rosales; Rhamnaceae
Product: protein NODULATION SIGNALING PATHWAY 1
Exons: 1
Coding region: 97-1761 (554 amino acids)
Biological process (GO): regulation of DNA-templated transcription
Cellular component (GO): nucleus
Molecular function (GO): sequence-specific DNA binding; DNA-binding transcription factor activity
Source: RefSeq, a predicted model, not a curated record
UCCUAUGUGCCCUUUAGUCAUUGACCAAACGCUGCCUUCCCCAAGUAUCUGUUUCUUCUAUCUAUCUUUCACAAACAUACAUUCCUAUCAGACAUAAUGACCAUUGAAGAGCCUGAGCCAAAUUCUGCUUCAGAUCAUAUCUUGGACUGGCUUGAAGAUUCAGUUUCAUUCCUUCCUUUCUUGGAUGAUCCUUACAAUACCGGGGAGAUCAACGGCUACCAUUGGUGGGAUGAAAGUCAAGACAUAACCCAUGAUCUGAUCAACGCAAGAGUUGCUUCUAUCAAUAGUCCACCUGCCAUUGCUACCGAUAUUAGCACAGCUCCUGCAAAUCCCCCCAUUUCUACUCAUGUUCCUUCUCCAAAUUCAUCCAAGAAACGAAAAGCCUCGGAUUACCCAAUUCCUAAAACAUCACGAAACCAUCAGAAUCAGAAGAUGAAUCAAGGGCGGCGGAUCAACCAGCCAGAAGAUGGAGACGUUGUUGCAGCUCAAGAAGUGGUUCCUCCUCCUAAGAAAUCAGGAGGAAACAAGAAAGGCUCGGGAAAAGCUACAGGGAAUACCUGUAAUAACGGUAACGUCAAAGAGGGAAGAUGGGCAGAGCAGUUGCUCAAUCCUUGUGCAACCGCCAUAACAGCUGGAAAUCCGAAUCGGGUUCAACACCUUAUCUAUGUUCUUCAUGAGCUCGCAUCUUCCACCGGCGAUGCCAACCACAGGCUCGCAGCUCACGGCCUCCGGGCGUUGACCCACCAUUUGUCCUCCUCCUCUGCUUCUUCUUGCUCUGCGUCAGAAGGAUAUGUUAGUUUCACUUCUGCCGAACCACGUUUCUUUCAGAAAUCUUUACUGAAAUUCUACGAGGUUAGCCCCUGGUUCGCCUUCCCAAAUAACAUAGCGAACUCUUCUAUCCUCCAAAUCCUAUCAGAAGAAUCUGACCAAAAGCGAAACCUUCACAUUCUUGAUGUUGGUGUUUCUCAUGGUGUGCAAUGGCCUACUCUGCUCGAGGCCUUGACUCGCCGAUCAGGUGGUCCUCCUCCACUGGUUCGCAUCACUGUAAUUUCCGGCACUGUCAACGACCAGAAAAUGGAAACCCCAUUCUCAAUAGGUCCACCGGGAGAUAAUCUCUCCCCUAGGCUUCUUGGUUUUGCAAAAUCCAUGAACAUCAAUUUACAGAUCAACCGGCUGGACAACCAACCAUUGCAGGUACUGAAUUCCCAAGUCAUCAAUUCCUCGCCGGAUGAGACUUUGAUAGUUUGCGCACAGUUUAGGCUCCACCACCUCAACCACAGUUCGCCGGACGAAAGAACAGAGUUCUUGAAAGCACUGAGAAACAUGGGGCCAAAGGGUGUGAUCCUAAGCGAGAACAAUGCAGAAUGUAGCUGCAACAGUUGUGGGGAUUUUGCCACAGGGUUUUCAAGGAGAGUGGAUUACUUAUGGAAGUUUUUGGACUCGACGAGCUCGGCGUUCAAAGGCCGAGAGAGCGAUGAGAGAAGGCUGAUGGAAGGGGAAGCAGCAAAGGUUCUGACAAACAGGUGUGAGAUGAAUGAAGUGAAAGAGAAAUGGUGUGAGAGAAUGAGAGGAGCAGGGUUUGUGGGAGAGAUUCUUGGGGAAGAUGCCAUUGAUGGAGGUAGAGCUUUGUUGAGGAAGUAUGAUAAUAAUUGGGAGAUGAGAACGGAAGAGAAAGAUGGGUAUGUGGGAUUAUGGUGGAAAGGCCAACCUGUUUCUUUUUGUUCACUGUGGAAGUUGGGUAUCAAAGUUGAUGACUGUUAAAAAACGGUUUAUAGUAGGGAUAUAUGUUUUCUUGCUUUCUCUUAUUCCAAAAUCUAUAAAAACAUGUAUGUUCAGGUUUUGCAUUCUUUUGAUUUUUGCUUUUUAUGCUUGGUUCUGUUUUGAAAGCCCCUUCAUUAGUUACACAGAAAGGAUAGUUUUUGCUACGCUACAUUUACUAUGGCUUUGAUUUCAUAAGCAUGGUUUUGU